AUGUUUAAACAGACAUUGGCCAAAUUGGCUGAAACGCCUAGGUGUAGUAUUCCGCCUUAUAAGCCAACCUAUAAGAAUUUAUUGAGAGAUCCAUCUUCAAAAUAUAAGCCAUUUAGUCGGAUUAACUUACCAAACAGACAGUGGCCUGAUAAGCGGAUUACCAAGGCACCUCGUUGGUUAUCUAGUGAUUUGAGAGAUGGGAACCAAUCGUUGCCUGAUCCAAUGUCGAUCGAACAGAAGAAGUUGCUAUUUCAUAAGUUGAUUGAAAUUGGCUUUAAAGAAAUUGAAGUUUCGUUUCCGUCUGCUUCUCAAACGGAUUUUGAUUUUACCAGGUAUGCAGUUGAGAACGCGCCUGAUGAUGUUGCAAUUCAAUGCUUAGUACAGUCGCGGGAGCAUUUGAUUAGGCGCACUGUUGAAGCUUUAAGCGGUGCAAAAAAUGCUAUUGUGCAUACUUAUUUGGCUACUUCGGAUACGUUCAGAGAUGUGGUGUUCAAUAUGUCGAAGGAGGAGGCGAUUGAGAGGGCUGUGGAGGCUACAAAACUUGUUAGAAGUUUGACGAAAGAUGACCCAAGCCAGCAGGCUACCAGGUGGAGUUAUGAAUUUUCGCCUGAAUGUUUUUCUGAUACGCCAGUGGAAUUUGCAGUUGAAAUAUGUGAGGCGGUGAAAGCAGCAUGGGAACCAACAACUGAUAAUCCCAUUAUUUUUAAUUUACCGGCCACUGUUGAGGUUGCAUCUCCAAAUAUAUAUGCUGACCAAAUUGAAUACUUUUCUUCCCAUAUUAGCGAGCGUGAAAAGGUAUCUAUUUCCACGCAUACGCAUAACGACCGUGGGUGUGGUGUUGCUGCUACUGAACUAGGUCUCAUGGCAGGUGCUGAUCGUGUUGAGGGUUGUUUGUUCGGGAAUGGAGAGCGUACCGGUAACGUUGAUCUUGUUACUGUUGCUUUAAACAUGUAUACACAAGGUGUAUCUCCGAAUUUGGAUUUCUCUGAUCUACCUGCCAUCAUUGAAACCGUAGAACAAUGCAACAAAAUACCAGUGCAUCCAAGAGCGCCGUAUGGUGGUGAUUUGGUUGUUUGUGCGUUCUCUGGAUCGCAUCAGGAUGCAAUUAAGAAAGGAUUUAAACAUAUUGCUUCGAGACGUGAAAAGGGAGAUUUGGUAUGGAAGCUGCCAUAUUUGCCAUUAGACCCUAAAGAUAUUGGUAGAAACUACGAAGCCUUAAUUAGAGUCAACUCUCAAUCAGGUAAAGGUGGCGCUGCAUGGGUGAUUUUGAAAUACUUGGAACUUGAUCUACCAAGACCAAUGCAAGUCGAAUUUUCUGCUGUAGUACAGAACGAAGCUGAGCGCCUAGGAAGAGAGUUAAAGGCUCAGGAUAUUACGGCGUUGUUCAAGCAGACGUACAACUUUGAAGCAAAACUAACUCAUUUGGUCCUUCUAGACUAUCAAGUUGUAAAGAUAAACCAAAAAGAAAGAGUAUUAACUGGUCAAGUCCAAAUUGGAGACAAUAUUCUACCGAUUGAAGGUUUUGGUAAUGGUCCUAUCUCUUCCUUAGUCGAUGCAAUGUCAAAGUUGUUUAACGUACAGUUUAGUGUUUCUAACUACACAGAGCACUCCUUGGGUUCAGGCUCUUCUACAAAAGCUGCAUCCUUCAUCCACUUAGCUUAUUCUACCGAUUCGGACAAGGACGAGUCCGUCAAAUGGGGUGUUGGCGUUUCUGAGGAUGUCGGCGAUGCUUCUGUAAAAUCUAUUAUCUCAGUCAUUAACAACAUAGUUGAAACUGGCGACCUCUCCACCAGUACCUUAUCCAAAAAAUAA
Eremothecium cymbalariae DBVPG#7215 is the source of this 1812-nucleotide messenger RNA. RefSeq names its product 2-isopropylmalate synthase LEU4 (gene LEU4). Gene Ontology annotation, biological process: L-leucine biosynthetic process. The record is from RefSeq and is a predicted model, not a curated record. The coding region runs from base 1 to 1812 and encodes 603 amino acids. Gene Ontology annotation, molecular function: 2-isopropylmalate synthase activity. The transcript has a single exon. Lineage: Eukaryota; Fungi; Ascomycota; Saccharomycetes; Saccharomycetales; Saccharomycetaceae. Gene Ontology annotation, cellular component: mitochondrion.